CGGCGGACCCAGCGACUGGGAACCCUUGGCCUCCGGGCGCCUGCGUGGUCUGGCCCUAGACCAGGGGAAACCUGACUGCGAGCGGAGACUCUUCGGGUCGCCGGGCGCCGGGCACCCCGCCGCUGUCCCUCCCUCUUUCCGCCUGGCUCGGCUCCCGCCUGCCUCCACUGCUCGCCAGCCGAGCGCAGCUGCGCCUGGUGCCCAGAGCAGCUCGGAGGUGGCCCCAGGACUUCCCAGAGGGGGAUCCACGAGACCCGGAGGUUCAGGAACGAAUGAAAAUGAAAACAAUCGCCUAUAGCAAGUCUUUUGUUUCCAUACAAAAUCCUGUACAAAGCUGGACUAACACACUAACUCAGAAUCCCCAGGUGUGAGAGCAGAAAAACAGACUUAAAAGCUGAACAGGAUGCGUUCAGGGCGCACCGUCUCUGCCAUCGGUCUCCUCAGCUUGUGUCUUGUGGUGUGCAUGAGCCUAGAGACUAUCCCACCGUCUGCUUUUGAUGGGUAUCCAGAUGAACUGUGCACUAUAAACAUAACCAUACGAAAUUCCCGGCUAAUUUUAUCCUGGGAAUUAAAAAACAAGUCUGGGCCAUCCGCUAACUACACCCUCUGGUACACAGUCAUGAGCAAAGACGAAAAUCUGACGAAGGUUAAGAACUGUUCAGACACCACGAAGUCAUCAUGUGACGUGACAGAUAAGUGGUUGGAGGGCAUGGAGAGCUACGUCGCCAUCGUCAUAGUGCGUAGAGGGGACUUGACCGUGUGCCGCUGCUCAGACUACAUGGUGCCUGCAAACGCUCCUCUUGAGCCACCAGAAUUUGAGAUCGUUGGCUUUACAGACCACAUAAACGUGACGAUGGAAUUUCCACCUGUCACUUCCAAGAUAAUCCGGGAAAGGAUGAGGUCUACACCCUUUGUCAUCAAAGAGCAGAUAGGGGACAGCGUUAGGAAGAAGCACGAGCCCAAAGUGAAUAAUGUCACUGGGAACUUCACAUUUGUCCUUAGAGACUUACUUCCAAAGACAAACUACUGUGUAUCUCUUUAUUUUGAUGAUGACCCCGCAAUAAAAUCUCCCUUAAAAUGCAUCGUCCUUCAGCCUGGCCAGGAAUCAGGAUUAUCAGAAUUUGCCAAAGUAGGAGGAAUUACUUCGUGUUUGAUAGUGAUGGUUUUCGUGAGCACUAUCAUAAUACUGAAACGGAUUGGUUAUAUAUGCCUAAAAGACAAUUUGCCCAAUGUCUUGAACUUCCGUCACUUUUUAACCUGGAUAUUCCCUGAACGGUCACCUUCAGAAGCCAUCGAUCGGCUGGAAAUCAUCCCCACAAACAAGAAGAAGAGACUGUGGAAUUACGAUUAUGAGGAUGGCAGUGACAGUGACGAAGAGGUCCCCACAGCAAGUGUCACUGGCUACACCAUGCAUGGACUGACGGGCAAGCCUCUGCAGCAAACCUCUGACACCUCAGCCAGCCCCGAGGAUCCCCUGCAUGAAGAAGAUUCAGGGGCUGAGGAAUCUGAUGAAGCUGGAGCAGGGGCUGGAGCUGAGCCACAACUCCCCACAGAGGCGGGAGCGGGGCCUUCAGAAGACCCAAGUGGCCCCUAUGAGAGAAGAAAGAGUGUGCUCGAGGACUCAUUCCCCAGGGAGGACAACAGCUCCAUGGAUGAGCCUGGGGACAACAUUAUCUUCAACGUGAACUUAAACUCUGUGUUUCUGAGGGUUCUCCAUGAUGAAGAUGCCUCAGAGACGUUAUCUCUCGCAGAAGACACCAUCCUCCUAGACGAAGGUCCCCACAGGACAGAGUCAGACCUUCGGAUAGCUGGUGGGGACAGGACACAGCCGCCCCUCCCCAGCCUUCCUUCCCAGGAUCUAUGGACUGAAGAUGGGUCAUCUGAGAAAUCAGACACCUCGGAUUCCGACGCUGAUGUGGGGGACGGCUACAUCAUGAGAUGACUCCAAAGCGGUUCACUGACUGGCGCUGGGCACCUACAGGGUUUCUCUUCAGAGCCCGACUUGAUGCCUUGUGGUCUCCAGGUGUCUGUGACCGAGGGACUAAAGAACUCUACAGCCCUCUUGGCCCUUGCUGGAUGGCCUUCUCUAUGCAGAUUGCCAAUUUGGGCAUCAGGAUUGUUUACAGGGGUCAUGAGUGUGACCUGCCCACCCCCUUUCCACUAAUGCACUAAGGUGGUUUGUGUUACGUUUCCCAGGGAACAGGUUCAGUGUGGUUUUCAGAGGCAGCCCAAGGUCUCCUAUCCCCGUAUUGUUUCUAGGAAAUGAUUAAAUUGGGGGGGAGAAAAAGGGAAAGAAAAACUGGCCAAGCAGUGUUCAGGAGGACUCCAGGAAUGAACCUGAAAGGGGGCGGAAGGGGCAGAGGUAAGGCAUGCUGAGCUGGCUGCUGGCACAAGAAAAGCCAUCAAGGUUUGAGACACCCCCCC
This is a messenger RNA of Mus caroli (Ryukyu mouse), 2424 nucleotides long. RefSeq names its product interferon alpha and beta receptor subunit 2 (gene Ifnar2). Gene Ontology annotation, molecular function: protein binding; interleukin-22 receptor activity; type I interferon receptor activity. Lineage: Eukaryota; Metazoa; Chordata; Mammalia; Rodentia; Muridae. The record is from RefSeq and is a predicted model, not a curated record. Gene Ontology annotation, cellular component: plasma membrane. Gene Ontology annotation, biological process: type I interferon-mediated signaling pathway.